AUGAUUCCUCUUACCUUAAUCAACUUAAGACGAAGGAUGUUGUACAUGAAACAUAAAUUCUACAGGCUUGAUAACGUAUGGCGGAUUAUAAUUAUCGCUCUGCUUCUAAUGUUUUUGUGGAUUUGGGGUAAGAUUGAUGGAAAUAAGCUUAUUGAACUUUAGCCUUGGCUUGUUUUAAUGAAACAGUGAUUAUAAGCACUGUUAAAACGUCAUCCUCGAUGUAAGACCCUGUUAAACUCACGGUUGACGUAAAACAAAGAAAACAAAGAAGUCAUCACAACAGAACCUAGGAAAACAAAAGGUGCGAAACAAAGAAAAAGUUCACAGGUUUUUACACCGAGGAAAACCCAUUAAAACUAGGUAUUUUCAAUUGAGAAGAAAAGUAGCUAUGUUUUAUACUUGUGGAAACAUAUGGCUUAAGUAAAUAAUAAACCUCUUUGGCUUGCAUAGAUGUUAUGUUUUCUCAAUACAGGUCCUGUGAUUUAUAAUACUCUACAGUGUUUAGGGAAGUGUUUUUUUCUAAUUUCGUCUUAUUUACGUGCAUAUCUACGCAUGAAUAGACAUUGGGUCAAAUUUCCCUGGGACCUUUAUUGGGAAAACAAAACAUACAAGCUAAAGGUUUAAUUAAUACAUCAAUCUCACCUUUUGUCCACAGUGUGGAAUUCAUCCCGGAUGGAGAGAAGAGCACCUUAUGUGAUUCCUAAAUCAAUACAACAGCAUUUAACACAUUAUUGCAACUUUCCAGUGCGGACAUCAGGUGCAGAGGGAUCGUUAAGCUUAGAAGACCUGGAGCAUUCGAGGCGUUUUAGAUUAGAAAUGGUCCAUGUGCUAAUUCGCCAUGGAGAUAGGUCUCCAGCCAUGGAUAUAGCCAACAUGGAUAACAAAAAUUAUGAUUACGAUUGUACAUUUAAGACAGCAGAUCGUGAUCACAAACAAAUGUUUGAAGAGUUCAAGCAGACAUCGAGGUAUUUUAAACUUCGUGAGUUUGUCAAGGGUGUGAGAACUAGUCAAUCUCUCGUCCCAUCAGGGAAAAAAUGUGAAAUUGGACAGCUGACUCAGAGGGGUUUUCUUCAACACUUUGAAAUUGGAAAACACAUGCGAGAAGUAUAUCAUGACUUGUUAGGAGAUGAUAUUACAGGUGGCAAUCUUCUUUUGCGGUCAACGCAAAGGACAAGAUGCAUUCAAAGUGCUGCAGCUUUCCUUUUUGGACUUUUAACAAAAGACACUAUAAUGAAAGGUAACUGGCAUAAAAUAAUACCUCUGAAAAUACAAAAUCUGGAGUCCGCUCACUCUCUGUUUUGUUCCCCAUCCCCAUAUCAAAACCUCCCUUGCCGUCCCGAGGUCUUAUUAUUCUGUGCGUUACGUGUCAGAUAUUUUGCUGAAAUGCCUUGACUGAGAAGGCUUGGAAAGACACUAUCAUGCAGGUAGCCCAACUCUUGCUUUCGGGCAACUAGAAAAUCUUUGUUUUUUCAUACAAAUCAUAUGCUGGGUACCCUAUAUUUUUCAGAUUCAGAGCACUGGGUUCCCUUAAUAAUGACAAAGUUAGUUGUUGAUGGUGAUGAAAAAUGCACAUAAAUGCCACCAGAAACAACCUGUUCUAUGAACAGCAACUGUGAAAUAAAAUUGGAAAAAAAAAACAUUUUUACAUUUUGAGGAAAUGUGGGGCUAAAUUCAAAACUGAAACAUGGAAGAGCUUAAGAGAUUAUUUCUUACCCUCAAAAGCUGCAAUCAAGGUGGGGGUGGGGAUGGCAAGGGAGGCCUCUUCCAUUUUCUAUCCCUCACCCCACCCCCCAGUGUCCAGAGUGUUGGCUUACAGGCAUAUCAUACACACAGAUCCACACUGGUUUCUGCUGUUUUAUGCAAAUCGGUCAGAGUUUUCAAAAUAAAUAAAUUUUUAAUAUAAAAAAAAACUCUAUAAGUUGAAAUCAAGAGAUGAAAUAAUCCACCAGUUUGCAAAGCUUUAUCCAAGGAGAAUGUAGGCUUGAUUUCCGCCGUCUCCUGGGUCCAGUCUUUGAUCCUCUAAGAAGAAUGGAAUUGGCCAAUAUCCUGUCUGAGUGAUUCAGAAACCCCAGAAAUUUCCUGGGGGAGCAUGCCCCCGACCCCCCUAGAACCUUGUGCUUUUGGCGCUUGUUCAGGAAAUCUGUCAAAUUUUUCCCAGAUCCGCACCUGCAUUAGUAAAUGAUUGCUUUAAAUAUACAGUGUAGUGAUUAUAACCAACCUCCCUUGUAUUAAGCUAGUUUUUCCUUCCAUAAAGGUCAAAAUUCUAAGAUUUGACCAUUGACAGUUCUGGUUUCUUUGUGAUAUAGAGGGAAUAGCCAUUAACCUGACUUCAGAUAUUUGGCUGCGAGAGGAUGACCAUGGUGUACCCUAUAAGUGUCCGUCAUUUUACCAACGUUGGGCAGAAUAUAAACAGAGCCAAGAAUAUAUCACAGGGGCAGCAGAAAUGGAGCCAUUCAUGCAGAAGUACUCUCAAAUACUAGGAACUUCAAGAUCAUCUAUAACAACUGUGAUAUUGUACGUAAAUUGGGUGUCUUUGUGUUGUUCAUAGGAACACCUUUGCCCUUUUCCAUCGUCACGAAUGUCACUGCCAAGAUACUCUUCAACAUUUUAUUAUAAGUAGCAGAAUCUCUCCUAAAAUGACAAAUUCCCUUAACUUGCUCCUUUUUGUAAAAAAAUAUUUAAAACAGGAAUACAUCCCUCAUUAUUGAAUAAAACCAAGUGUGAACAUUGUUCAAAAUUUAGUGUCAUGAUAAUACAGUACCAUUAUACUAGAAACACAGGUGAAUGGAACUUUCUACUAACUUAUUUUUUUUACUUUCCCUUCGGUUGAAUUUUCUAUGAAUUUAAGCCAAUCAGUUUACCUCAAACAUUUUUUUUGUUUCCUUUGGGAGUUAGAAUUAGUGGGGUCUACUAUUAGUUUUGUAAUGUUAUUUAUUUGCAAGAUCAGGUAAAAGUGAAAUAAAUAUUAGAGGGAUUAAAAUUCAUGUUUACGCCAAACGUUAAAUGUGAGAUUCAAGUUGAGGAUUUCCAAGAAUAGAAAAUAAGCAGAUAAAAACUGUCCCGAACAAUUCUUAUAAAACUGGUGUGAAACUACUUAUUUUUUAGUUGAAGUAAUAAACAGUUAACGACAAUUGAGGGAAAAACUUGGUCACGUGGUACAAAUUCACGUUUUCCAUUUGGUGUAAACUUGAAUCUUAAUCUCUCUAGUAUAAAUCAAGAUUUCCUUAAUUGUAUGUUAACUAACACCAAAACAAUAGUUACUUUUUUAAAUAGUAACUAUUGUUUUAGUUAGUAAAUUAAUUAUUAAACUAAUUUAAUUUUAAUUUAUUUUUAUUACAUAUUUUUUGCAUAUUUAAUUUAAUAAUAAUAAUAAUAUUAUUCAUUCCUCCAGCCUGACUGAUGCAAUUUUAACUCGAUACUGCUACAAACAUCCCCUCCCCUGUGGACCCGGGGGCUGUGUGACACAGGAGAUGGCAGCCGACGGAAUCAACUUUGCAAGCUGGGCAUUUGCUGAGAAUUUCACUGCAAUAGCUGAUGUUGCCACCCACCCCAUGUUGAUACAGAUGGCAAAGAGGAUGAUUGACAAGUCUCGUGAUAAAACCAAACUCAAGUUUAUACUUUAUAGUGCCCACGACAGUACUGUGACACCACUGCUACUAAAUCUGGGUGUUCAUGAUCGGAAUAAGUGGACUCCUUAUGCUACCAGAGUGGUUAUUGAACUCUGGAGAGACACAACAUCAUCACAAGAUUCUAUAGAACCCUUGUACUUUAGAGUUUUGGUUAAUGGCAAAGCUGUCACUAGUAAGAUGAAGUUCUGUGGAGAAGCUUUGUUUAAGGGUGAACUUUGUCCUGUUAGGGAACUGAUUAAUUGGCUCUCGGCAGGUAAAGGGGCAAAAGGAAUGGAUGAUAAUUAUAAGUCACUUUGUAAUACAUGA
Messenger RNA from Porites evermanni, 3935 nucleotides. The record is from the annotation of a GenBank genome assembly. Lineage: Eukaryota; Metazoa; Cnidaria; Anthozoa; Scleractinia; Poritidae.